AUGUAUAAAAAUAAGACUCGCAGUGAAGCCUACCUUUUGUGCAACACUUUUGCAGAAUUUGAGACGAUGUCCGCCGAAGACAAUGUCCGGGUUGUGAUCCGAUGCCGACCACUAUUGCCAGACCUCGAGUUAAACCAAGACAUCUGUGUUGAGACGGAUAGCGACGGACAAACCAUUCGAGUUUCCGCCCGACAGUUCACAUUUGACCGAAUAUUCGGCAUCGAUUCGACACAAACAGAUGUGUUCACACAUUCGGCUAAACAUAUCAUCGAUUGUGUACUUCAGGGAUACAAUGGUUGGUAUGGUACAAUCUUCGCUUACGGUCAGACGGGAACCGGUAAAACAUAUACCGUUUCGGGAAUACUGUCCAAA
This is a messenger RNA of Medioppia subpectinata, 372 nucleotides long. The record is from the annotation of a GenBank genome assembly. Lineage: Eukaryota; Metazoa; Arthropoda; Arachnida; Sarcoptiformes; Oppiidae.